AUGUUUUAUACAUCUAUUCUCUGCCUUUUAAUAAUCUUGAGUUGCUGUAGUGAAUCCCAGUCUGCAAAACGACACUUCAAUUUGGAACUGCGCAAUGUUACCUGUAGCUCAUUUACAGAUAUUGUUCGCCUAGUGGAUUGUGAUGUUCGUAAAUUGGCCGAAAAUCGCUUUGGCAUGGAUGUUAUGUUUUAUCUGAAUCGCCCAGUGCCUUUGGAUGCGGACAUUGAAAUCCUACUGCAUUACCGAGUGCCUAAGAGCACCAGAGUUGUGUCCUUUAUUAACAUUAAAAUGAAAAUAUGUGACAUCCUCCAGCAUGCAACCACUGUACCAAUUGUUAAGGAGGUUUUAAAUGGCUUAGCAAGAUUCAGCAAUCUUCCCCUAACAUGUCCUGUCAAGGGGGUUAGUAUCAUAGAGUCCCAGCCUUAA
Molecule: messenger RNA, 426 nt
Organism: Stomoxys calcitrans (stable fly)
Lineage: Eukaryota; Metazoa; Arthropoda; Insecta; Diptera; Muscidae
Exons: 2
Coding region: 1-426 (141 amino acids)
Source: RefSeq, a predicted model, not a curated record